AUGGAAUAUGUCAAGAAAGGUCUUAUAUGCAAACAAUUAAGAAAUCUUGAACCUGAAAAUAGCGAAGUUAGUUGUUCUGAACUGACAAUCAGAAACAAAAAAUGGGCUAUUUUUAGUGUAUAUAGACCACCUGACCCUUCAAAUAUAGGUCGAUUUUUUGCUGAACUUGAAUGCUCUCUUGACUUAGCUUUUAGAUCUUAUGACAAUGUAGUUGUUAUGGGUGACAUGAAUAUUGAUUGUGACGAUAAAAGUACAACAGGCUUUGGUGAUUUAACUACUCUUUGCGAUCCAUAUAACCUGAAAAAUCUAAUUAAAGGAAAAACGUGCUUUACAAGUACGCGCUCGUCAUUACUAGAUAUAUUUUUAACAAAUAGGCCCGCUAGUUUUCAAAACUCUUUGUCUUAUGAAACUGGUCUGAGUGACCAUCACCGUAUGAUAUCCACGUUUAUGAGGACUCAUUUAGUGAGACUUAAGGCAAAAGAGAUAUCAUAUAGGUGUUUUAAAAAUUUUAACGAGCAAAGUUUUCUUGAAGAGUUAAGUAUGGUCGAUUUUAAAUGUGAUCAAACAGAUCCCAAUAAAAACUACGAAGAACUUGUAUUUAUAUUUCGAAAAGUCAUUGACAAGCACGCGCCAUUAAAAACUAAAUUUGUGCGCGGAAACGAGGCUCCUUUUAUGAAUAAAGAAUUACGAAAAGCGAUUUAUUCAAGAUCCCGUCUAAAAAAUAAUUUUAAUAAAAAUAAAACGAAGGAAAAUAACACCAAGUAUAGAAAGCAAAGAAACAAAUGCGUUAAUUUGAGUCGAAAAGCGAUAAGAGAACAUUUUAACAACGUAAUGGAAAAUGGAAUAAUAACUAAUAAAACUUUUUGGAAAACAGUUAAACCUUUCAUUACAAAUAAAUCUGGAACAGGUAACAAGAAAAUAAUGAUUGUUCGUAAUGAUAAGAUAACAACGGAUGAUAGUGAACUUGUUGAAGUUUUUAACAACGAGUAUAUAAAUAUUGUUGAAAAAUGUAGUGGAAUUAAACCAGAUCACUUAAACAACAAGACAUUGGCAAGCAGGCUCACAGUUAUCAAUGAUAUAAAAGAAAAAUUUAAAAAUCAUCCGAGUAUUGUUGAAAUUAAAAAUUCUCAUCCUAGUGACAAAAAUGAUGAUUUAUUUUAUUUUAAAGAAGUGAGUGAAUCAGAAGUCUCUAAACUUUUUAGUGACAUCAAAGUGGGCGUGGCUUCUGGGGAAGACAAAAUUACAGCAAAAAUGGUUAAAUUGUCAAAGCCUUAUUUGAUUAAACCCAUAACAUAUACAAUAAACAGCAGCAUUCGUCUUUCUGUUUUCCCAGACGGAGCUAAAAGAGCUAUUUUGUCUCCAUUAGAAAAAGAAGGAAAAGAUAAGUUUAGUGUGAGCAACUAUAGGCCAGUUAGUGUGUUGAAUAUAUUUUCUAAAUUCUAUGAAAGAGUAAUUAAGUCUCAAAUUGUUACAUAUAUUGAAUUUGAACUGUCAGAAUUUUUAUCGGCUUACAGAACGUCAUAUGGUACACAACAUGUUCUUAUUAGGUUACUCGAAGAGUGGAAAGACAAAUUAGAUAAAAACUAUGUAGUAGGUGCAGUUUUAAUGCAUCUGUCAAAGGCUUUUGAUUGUGUUCCACAUGAUUUACUUCUGGCUAAACUGAGUGCUUAUGGUUUUAGUAUUGAAUCUCUACUUUUCAUAUUGUCUUACCUUUCGGAUAGAAAACAAGCUACUCGAAUAAAUAACACUAGUGUUCUCAAUUAUGCUGAUGACUAUUCCCUUUCCGCUUACUCUAACUCGAUUACAAACUUAAUAAAACUGUUAGAAAGUGAAUCAAACACAGCUUUAGAGUGGCUGAAAUAUAACAAAAUGAUAGCUAAUCCUGGAAAAUUUCAAUCCAUUAUAAUCACACAGAACAAAAAUAAUAAUUGUGACAUAGAUUUAACAAUUGGCGAUAAAACUAUCAAAACAGAAAAUAGCGUAAAGUUAUUGGGUGUGACUAUUGACAACAGAUUAAACUUUGAUCUUCACAUUUCUGAACUUAUCAAAAAGUCAUCGGCACAAUUGAAUGCAUUAGUUAGGCUAGAUACGUUUCUGACUUACAAAGCAAAGGUUGCUCUUGUUCAAAGUUUUGCACUUUCCAACUUUAACUAUUGUCCAUUAGUGUGGCAUUUUUCAUCUACUAAAUCUUUGUUAAAAGUUGAAAGAAUACAAAAAAGGGCUUUGCGUUUUUUAUUUGACGACUCUGAUAGUACAUACGAGGAACUGCGUUUUUGUGGAAGAUUUAUGGGCAAUGGCAAUAUAGGACAUGCUAAAAAUUAA
Molecule: messenger RNA, 2322 nt
Organism: Hydractinia symbiolongicarpus
Lineage: Eukaryota; Metazoa; Cnidaria; Hydrozoa; Anthoathecata; Hydractiniidae
Exons: 2
Coding region: 1-2322 (773 amino acids)
Molecular function (GO): catalytic activity
Source: RefSeq, a predicted model, not a curated record